CUUUUAUGCCUUCAGAGCAGUGUCCUGUAUGCGAGGCGCCGGCGCAGUGCUGGUCCGAGGAAGCCAGGAGCGCUUAGGCAUGCUGUCAAAAUGGCUGUAGCAAAUCUUCUGGGCUACUGAUAUGAGCUAUGCGCUGCGACAGGCCUGCCAAAAGGAGAAGCGCUGCGCGUAGCUAGCGGCCUGUAACACACUAGCAAGAGCGCUGUGCUCGGCGUUUUGGUUAAGCGAGGCUAGGCUAGGCUAGGCGUGUUCUCGGGCAGCCUGCAGUCCCCCCGAGGCAGCCCAUAGAGCGAUGCCCAGCACGUGACGCCAUCGACACAUAGGCUAGUUCCACAAAGGGCAGCCUCAGACGCGAUCGACGCGGCAGCAAGGAGAGACCAUGUUCGCGCGGGACUGGCGCGGCGUGGCCUCGGCGCCCGCAAAUGUCGUAGCCGACCCCGUCAGAUGCGUCUCGAACGCCGCGGGCGCCGCCGACGACGGCAGCGGCGUCGUCGCGGUCGUCGGUAAAGAUAAGAUAGGCCGAUUAGUCGAUUUGAGCGGCCUGAACGAUGAGUUAGACGAGACCUUCGGCCACGACUUGCCCGAAGAACAUACCUUCCAUGAACCUUCAGCUGUCUGCCUCAGACAACUAAGAGAAGAUCCAAACAAAGAACCCAAAGAAGAAGUGCAAGAACUGGAUCUGUUCGCCAAGGCCAAGGGCAAGUACGGUUCACGAGCCCAUUUAACCGCGAAGAUGCCCGAGAGGUGCUGCGUCUCGGACGCGGGCCAUCACGCCUGUUUCCUAUUUGAACGUAAAAACGAUAACUGGAUUUACAAAGACACAUUAGGAAGGAUGGAGAGCGGCCACGAGCCCUACGAGCUCUGUCUACCGCGAGGCUGCGCCUGGGAUAGUGAUGAUCAGGUCUAUGUUUCCGAUUGGGGCAACAACCGCAUCCAAGUUUUUGAUCUACCUAGCAUGUCCACAAAGGAAGCCGAGGACUACUCGACCAUGUCCCUGGCGCAGCUCAAACGGGCCGCCCGUCUCUCUAGUCGCGACUUUACGGGAUGUGUAGAGAAGCAAGAAUUUGUGGACAUACUAUCAGCACCAUCAUACAACGAGGCCUUCACUCUCAACACACAAGAACCGUACCAGCGAGGCUACGUCGUGAAGCACGACGACCGGAGCGACGAGCAGAAAGCUCAAGACGCGGCCGAGGAAGCUGAGAGGAAAAAGGCGGCGGCGGCGGCAGAAGCGGAACAAGAACGGAAGGAGCUCGCGCGCCUGCAGGAGAUCGCGGAUUAUGGGGAACCAGGUUCUUCGGAAGAAGAUUCGGAAGAAGAUUCUGACGACGAGACGACGGCGGGGUCGCCCACGAAAUCCAAGGCGUCGCCGGAGAAGCCCGUGGCUGGCCGUGUGGGAAUCAAUCGCGUCGAUGGCGUGGAGGUCGACGCGAGCGUCGAUGGCGUGGAGGGCGACGCAACGAUUUGACACACACACAGGUCACGGGCCCCUGGCUCCUCAACAAGCCGAACGACGUCGCUGUCCGCCACCAGCCUGUUGGGUUGAGGAAGAUGGGUCUCUCGGAGCGGGGCCGGUGUAAAAGGGCCUGGGAGCGCGACGCGCCGUUCUGGUACCUUGGAAGUAUGUCUAGGAAGGAGGCGAAUGACAUCUUGAUGAGUUUGAAACCGGGCGCGUGGCGUAUUAGGGUAGAAGAACGUCGUACAGUGGAAUUGGUGUUGUGUCACAAGAGCCCGGAAGGCGACACGAUCUUACAGCAUUCGAUAUUACCGGUAAACCCCCACAAAUGGGUCGAUGGACCGUUCCGGUCCAUGGUCAACGGCAAACUAGCUUUGUUAUACUACAAAGCUAGGGCACAACCAGGUGAAAGACCUCCUAAUAUUGAUGCCAACGGUGAUUAUCUGUUGGAAGUCGUGGACUUGGAUGAGAUCCUCGAAGUGCUGUGCAGACAACACAACCUGUCCUAUCCGUUGCGGGGCGAUCCCUGGGGGGCUAGGCCUUACAGGACCAUCGCCGUCGCUGACACCGGGAAUAACCGAAUAGCCCUCUUCCAGUACGCCUGCAAGCGCUUCGCUCUAUGGAGAGCGAACUACCGCUACGCCCAGGAAGUCAAGGCGUCGAACGGGAUCGUACUGAAGGAGCCCGGAUCCGUGGCGUUCUCGCGCGACGGAGAUUUAGUAGUAGGGGACGUCAAGGAUGAUGUCGACUGGACCGAGGCGGUAGGUGGUGAUGUAAGGGCAGCAAUAGAACAAAGGAAGAAGAUUCCCGGGCGAGCUGUCGUACUGGGAGCGCCGUCGUACAAAGUUACUUGCGUGAUCAUAUUACGGGCGGAACCGGUGCCGCCCCUGCCGCCACCGCCCUUAAAGGGGUGUGAUGACUCGUUUGACCCUCGUCUCGCGAAGGACAACGACGUUUGUGUUGCGGGUGCGAUCGGUGGAGCCGCCCCCAUCGUGACGUUUUGGGGUGAGGGCGAGGACGUGACUGGACUCGCAAGGCCGCCGCGACUAGGUGUGGUCUGCCGAGGCAGUACGAAGUGGGGGCCUUGCGGGGCCUUGCAAGGGUGUAUUAUUCGAAGAGCUGGUGCCUUAGCUCGAUUGCCCCAGGAGAUCCUAUACAAAGCCAUAGAAUACCAAGGGUUAAUAGAUGCGAUGGGCUCCGUAUCCUUGUGCAACUGGGCCUUGCGCAACGCCGCGCAGGAGUUGCGGAACGACUGGAAAUUGGAACCACUCACUUCUACAGAGCUCAAAAAAUGUAAAAGACUGUUCGCGAAAUAUGCUCGUCGUAAAGACGGGAAACUAGCGGUCUCGACGCGAGUAGAACCGUGGCUCCCGCCCGGCGUCAUCGAGGUGAAGCGCUUGCAGAAAUCACUGGAGCUGAACCAGAACACGUCGUACGCUUUACGAGAAAUAGAAGAGAAAAGAAAGAAUUUCCUCGAGCGAGGCGGCGAUCUGGAUUCACUAGAUAUGUUACAACGAAAGCAAUGGAAGGCUAGAGCAUUCGAGGGCGACCUGUCGGAUGACGACGAUACGGAUACGAAGAUAGGGUAUGUGGACUUUUCACGAGGCACGUUCUGCGCCGUGGCCGAGGCGUACGGGUCCCAGUUCUGGUUUACGAGAAGAGGCGCCAUCGCCGAGAAUUUCUGCGAGAUGGCUCGUGAGGUCGAGAUCGAGGAACGGAUUGAUGCUGUCAGUAGGUGGGGCGAACGGGCCCGGUAUCGCGAUUCUGAGAUUAUUUUAUCAAGAUGUCUCGAUGGGGACCAGUUCCUGGAGUUCUGGACGAGACUGCAAGAGAGUAUCCAUGGUGUUAGACCUUGGUACGAAAGCUCGAAGGAUUCGCCGGGCGGGUUGCUGCUACGAGCGUUAGAUGACGACACGGAGGCGGCCAACGUCGCGUUGGCGUCGACGUCGCCACAUGCUUCCGAUAAACAGUUAGUAGACGCCCACGUGGAUGGCUAUGAUUUCCAAGCGUUAAAUGGCGUCCAGGCCAUCGACCGGUUGUUUCAAAGGGAGCUGCCUGUAUCUGGCCCGGGGUCGUCGAUUCCGACGCUACCUCUGCUCGAAGAGGCCGUGCCCGACGACAUUGAAGCGUUGGCGCCGGCGCCGGCGCCGGCGCCUUCACGUAAACCGGGCGAGCGCCUCGCGGCGAUGUCAGGACGGAAGGGCUUCGGGGCCGACUUCUUCGCGGCGGCCGGUCAAACUGUGAGAGAUGAGUCCCCUCGAUCACUAUUGAAGAAACAUAACGCGCAGCUGGCGAAGAAAGGGCUGGUGUGGCGCCUGUCCCAAGCGAAGACUGCGUCGGAAGCCGAACCACCGGCGCCGGCGCCGGCGCCCGCGGCCGAAGCGCCGCCGCCGCCGCCCGGUAAAACAUCGUGGGACCGGCUCUUCGCGGCGACCGGGGCCUACGACGAUGAACUCACGCCGAGGACCUUGUUGAAACAACACAACAGCACGCGCGGCUUCUCGUACGACUUUCCCGACGAUAUUUACAGUGACUACGAGGAGGAUGAGAUGUGGGUCGAGGGCGGAGGAACCGUGGGCGGAGAAACCGUGGGCAGCCGACAGACCAUGGGCAGCCGAGGGAGCCUGGGCUCGCGAGGGAGCCUGGGCAGUCGCCGGAGCGGCAAGAGCCGCGCGGAGCGAAUCGCCGAGCAGAAGGCCGAGCUCGAGCGCCAGCGCGCCGAGGCCAAGGCGAAGGCAGAACAAGCGCGCGUUGAUCGUGAACUCAUGCGCCAGCGCGUAGCAGAAGCCGGGGGGAAAUGGCACGCGUUCAGAGAGGAGAACGGCUUCUUACGUAACGAAGAGAACUGGCGCGAGUUUAUGUAGUAAUGACAACAAUAUAUUA
Pelagomonas calceolata is the source of this 4339-nucleotide messenger RNA. Lineage: Eukaryota; Pelagophyceae; Pelagomonadales; Pelagomonadaceae. The record is from the annotation of a GenBank genome assembly.